This is a messenger RNA of Volvox carteri f. nagariensis, 1908 nucleotides long. RefSeq lists its product as uncharacterized. Bases 1 to 1908 code for a protein of 635 amino acids. The transcript is spliced from 14 exons. NCBI's taxonomy places the organism in Eukaryota, Viridiplantae, Chlorophyta, Chlorophyceae, Chlamydomonadales, Volvocaceae. The record is from RefSeq and is a predicted model, not a curated record.
AUGCUUCUCCUCAUAUUACCGUUCCUUCGACUGAUCGCGACCGCCCAGCUUCCAGAGCGCAUGCGCGAAUCUCUUGCUUUUCAUGCAGCAAAUCUCCAUCCCAUUCGCAACUCGCAGAAUGAGCUUGUUAAACGUGGGUCCGAGCUGGAAAGGUUCUUCAGCCCCAGUCCAUCUAGUGCACAGCGUGCUGUACAUCAGGCUGGACGGCCUUCCUGUUAUGGCGGGUCCAGUCGUGUGUCGGUGCUCGGUCCAAGACCCCGAGGGGUGUCGGAGUUCCUGCAGAGACCUCGGGGCACUGCGGAAUGUGUGCCUCCAACAUCGCCACAGCGGUCCAUGGCCAAGUGCAGCAUGGUGCUCGCAAUCAAGCGAGGCAGCGACUGGCACCGGGUUGCUGAUGAGCAGCAGCGUUACGCGACACUUCGGAGCCAGGUUGAGGAGGCCGCGGUUGCGCUUCAGGACGCCGUCUACGCCGCAGCUGAACAGCUUGAGAGCCGGGAACGGGAGAAGGGAAGAUUGGACCCCGGCAAAUCCGUCGCUUUUGUAGCAGCUCCGAACAGCAACCUGCCGAGGCUGCUGGCGCAGCUGUUGAACAAGCCGGCUGGCGACGAGCCCCUUGAGGAGGCCGGAGCGGCGGCGGCGGCGGCGGCGGCGGCGGAUUCCCCACAACAACGAGGGCAUGGCUCUCGUUCUUGGAUUUCAGGGCUUUUCAUUUGCGCUCGCAUCCGGAGGCCGCAGGCUCUGAUAGACUUGCCCCCUGUUCGCGGGGACGCCACGGCAGCGGACUUCACCGCCGCCGCCGCCGCCGCCAAAUCGUCCAAUGUGGAUCCGCCGUCGCCGUCAACAGGACGCGGCGGAGUCGAAAUCGACGUGGGCGCCGAUAGCGGUGGCGACAGUGGCUCUGCCACAGCCGUUGCCGCCGCUGGACUUAAGCAGCUUGAGCCUCUCCCCUCGGCGCUUUUAGGAAGGGGGCCCCCGGGAGGCGUGCCCAUGCCCUCGACACGCCUCGGCGGCGCUCCCUUGACCACCGCCCUCGGCGGCGGCGACGACGCGGGUACUCCUGCUGCUGCUGCUGCUGCUGAUUCUCCUGGCGCUGCUGGUGGCGGUGGUGGUGGUGGUUGUGGUGUCUACAACAGCGACUGCAAUAACCCAACAGCACAUCUUCCGGAAGUACAUGAAUAUCGUCCGUUACCUGACCCACGGGAGCCAGCAGCACCGUUGUCGUCACCGUCGUACAGACCGUUAUGGACGCACGUGGCGGCGGCGGCGACGGCCCCCGGGGGACCUGUAUCAGGAGGUCCCCAUCCACAAGGUGCCGCUUGCUGGGAGGUGAAGGACCCCCUCCUCGCGCACGUCCACGUCCGCGGCUCCUUGUACCACGGCGGCUGUGGCGCUGGCGGAGGUGAAGGCUCCGUCGGCGGUACCCAAGGGGUCGCGUACGGCAAUUCGGCCGCCGCCGCUUCCGCCGCUGCCGCGGCCGCGGGCGUCGGCCGCUCGCUCUCUUCAUUGGGCUCAUCUCGACGUUACGGUGGCGGCGGCGGUAACUGCGGCGGCGGCGGCGGCGGCAGCAUCUACGCCGCUUCCGCCGCCCGCGCUGGCGGCGGCGCCAGCGGCGGGUAUCACGACCACGAACGUCUGGGCUACUCGUGCCCUACCUCACCCCAGAUCCGCGGCGGCUGCGGCGGCGGCGCCGUCAGUCCGCUGCCGAGAGGCAUGGGGCGCCCCGUCUGUGACGACGCAGGCGCUGGCGGCACGGCAGGGACCAGUGUGCCGGGUGUCUUGUACCGCAGCAUGGCGCCCGAUCUCUGGACGCACGACCCGUGGGACUUACUGGAGACGUACAGGUCGGCCGUAGGGCGUUACGUGAUUCAGUCUUGUAGUACUGUAAGUGGUUUCACGUUUUUCGAAUAA